Leucoraja erinaceus (little skate) is the source of this 7093-nucleotide messenger RNA. RefSeq names its product synaptic vesicle glycoprotein 2B-like. The record is from RefSeq and is a predicted model, not a curated record. The coding region runs from base 741 to 2882 and encodes 713 amino acids. Gene Ontology annotation, cellular component: membrane. Lineage: Eukaryota; Metazoa; Chordata; Chondrichthyes; Rajiformes; Rajidae. Gene Ontology annotation, biological process: chemical synaptic transmission; transmembrane transport. Gene Ontology annotation, molecular function: transmembrane transporter activity. The transcript has 13 exons.
CAACGCGCUUCGCCAGACACACACACACACACACAAACAUCGUCCUAGAUUUCCGAUUUAUCUUCCCGGAUCGUUUGCAGAGAGACGGCAAAUCCUCUGCUCCCUGCUCCCUGCCUCCUCCUCCCCCUCGCUCCUCCUCCCACCUCCUCCCACCUUCUGGCUGUUCCUCGCAGCGGCGGCGAGGAGAGGAGAGGAGAGGAGAGUUAGCCAGCGCUGUCCGCUCCGCUCAGUUACGCUCCCGGGACCCGGCUCUCUCGCUCGAUUUAACGGGGUCACAUCUUUCCUUUGCCCACUCCCCCCUCUUUCCCCUCCCGGCCGACCGACCGUCUUGCCCGUGUCCCAGCCCGCUGUGAAGUAGGAGAUGCUGCCAUCGUGUUUAUUGCGAAAUUCACCAUUUGGACCGAGCACUGCAUCUCGCUAAAGGUUAUCCAUCAUUUCGAGGCACUGAGCGAGCCUGAGAGUGAAGUUUUUUACAACUGGUUGGAAGGAUUGCCGUGCAGUCUCCCUGAUUACACCGCUCCCCCUCUGAGAGCGAUGCACUGACCUCAUUGUGGGACUGAAGAAGCAGUUAAAGGCUUCAGUUAUUUCCCCAACAGAGUUCUCCUGGGAAAUCAACAGAGGAGUGUCCAUUGCCUGCCAUUGCUUUGACCGCGCCUGUCUUUUAACAGUGGAAUAAAUUGUGGUCAGACCAUGCCCCUGUAGUCCAUCGGAUGAAGUCUAGUGUGUAGGGAAGGUGGCUGAUGGACAGUUUUGGGAAUAACUCAACCUUCUUUCAAGGAGCCAAGGACAUUGCCAACCAGGCCAAGCAGCAGGGGAGGAUGCAGGACUCUUACGGCCGAUACGAAGGUGGAGGGGAGUACGCCUCGCACGACGGGGGUUAUUACCACAGCGGGGACACUCACGGGCAGGAGGACGCCGACAGCGAUGCCACGGAAGGGCAUGACGAAGACGAUGAGAUCUACGAGGGGGAGUACCAGGGCAUCCCCCACCCCGAUGACAUUAAGUCCAGAGGGAUGGCAGCAAGUCAGCCCAUGCCAGAUGAGUACAGGGACCAGGCUGAACUAAUGGCGGAGCGUAUGAAGGACGAGGAACAACUGGCGCACCAGUACGAGUCCAUCAUCGAGGAGUGCGGGCACGGACGCUUCCAAUGGACACUUUUCUUUGUCUUAGGCUUGGCCCUAAUGGCCGAUGGAGUGGAGGUGUUUGUGGUUGGCUUUGCGCUCCCAACGGCAGAACAGGACAUGUGCAUGUCUAACUCCAAUAAAGGAAUGCUCGGGUUAAUAGUGUAUUUGGGAAUGAUGUUUGGAGCCUUCAUCUGGGGUGGCCUGGCAGACAAAAUGGGCAGGAGGUAUUGUCUCAUCAUCGCCUUGAGCAUCAAUGGAGUCUUUAUUAUCUUCUCAUCCUUUGUCCAAGGUUAUGGCAUCUUCUUGUUCUGCCGGCUGCUUUCGGGAGUUGGUAUUGGUGGCUCCAUCCCCAUCGUCUUUGCCUACUUCUCUGAAUUCCUGUCUCGUGAGAAGCGCGGGGAACACCUCAGUUGGCUCUGCAUGUUCUGGAUGAUUGGUGGGAUCUACGCAUCAGUGAUGGCCUGGACCAUCAUCCCACAUUACGGCUGGGGAUUCAGCAUGGGUUCAUCUUUCCAAUUCCACAGUUGGCGCCUGUUUGUCGUUGUGUGUGCUCUGCCUUCCCUCUCUUCCCUCCUUGGUCUUAUGUUCAUGCCGGAGAGCCCACGCUACUUACUGGAGGUCGGGAAGCACGAUGAAGCCUGGAUGGUUUUAAAGAAGAUUUAUGACACAAACAUGAGAGCUAAGGGUCAUCCAGAGGCCGUCUUCACGGUCUCCCAUAUAAAAACCCCGAUGCAAAUGGAUGAAUUCAUUGAGAUUCAGAGCUCAACUGGAACUUGGUUUCAGCGCUGGCUGGUCAGGAUUACGACUGUGGUGAAGCAGAUCUGGCAGAACAUGUUGCUUUGCUUUUUACCCAAAUACCGGAUGACAACUCUAUUCUUGGCAGUGGUUUGGUUUACCUUGUCCUUCAGCUACUACGGACUGACUGUGUGGUUCCCCGACAUGAUCAAGUACUAUCAAAAUGAAGACUAUGAAUCGAGAAUGAAGACCUUCCACCAGGAGCGGGUUGAGCACUUCACAUUCAACUUCACACUGGAGAACCAGUUUCACAUAGAGGGAGAGUACAUCAAUGUCAGAUUCAUUGCGAUCAAAUUUAAAUCUAUUACCUUUGAGGACUCCCUGUUUGAGGAUUGCUACUUUGAAGACAUUUCAUCGAUCAACACUCACUUCAAGAAUUGUACCUUUGUGAGCACAGUCUUCUAUAACACAGAUCUGUUCAAGACUAGGUUUUCCCACAGCAGAUUUGUAAACAGCACGUUCCUCCACAGCAAGGAAGGAUGUCAGAUUGACUUCGCCGACGACGCUGAAACUGCCUUCCUCACAUACCUGGUCAGUUUCCUGGGCUCGCUGGCUGUGUUGCCUGGGAACAUUGUAUCUGCCCUGUUCAUGGACAAGAUCGGAAGGAUUAAGAUGAUUGGUGGAUCAAUGUUGCUGUCGGCCAUCACCUGCUUCUUCCUGUUUUUUGGGGACAGUGAGUCGGCCAUGAUCGGAAUGCAGUGUCUGUUCUGUGGGGUCAGUAUAGCAGCGUGGAAUGCACUGGAUGUGAUCACCGUGGAGCUGUACUCUACAGAUAAAAGGGCAACUGCAUUUGGAAUCCUGAACGGCCUCUCCAAGUUUGCCGCGAUCCUGGGCAUAUCGAUAUUCGCCUCUUUCGUGGAGAUAACUAAGGUGGUCCCCAUCUUGUUGGCCUCUGUUGCAUUAGUGGGAGGUGCCGUGCUUGGUCUUCGGCUUCCCGAGACCCGGGAGCAGGUUCUGAUGUGAGGGGCCCUCCACCACGUUCUGGACCCAUAGUAUAUGCACAGUUGCUAACCACUACCCUUACAGCCUGAAGCAUCCACUCCACCAUCUGUGCUUUCUGAGCCUGGACAUACUUGUGGUAUCUGCACACGCAAUGCGGUUUCAUAUAGCUACUUAACAUGUAUUGACAGAAGUCGUCCUGUACACAUACUCAUCAGGCUGGGAUGGGGGAAGGUUGGGCACCGUCACUAGUGUUUUCAUUGUUCAGUGUUGCACCCCCUUACUUUGACGUUCUCUCUCUUUGUUAAUCGCACACCCUGCACACAUCCCGAUUGGCCCCGUGGAAGGGUCAGUCCUCACCUCUUGGUUUAUGGGUCCACCAAUGGAAGUUCAGCCAUACACACUUCAUGCCAACUCAGUGAGGUGUUGAAGUCUUGGAGGAGAUGCACCCAUGCUCCUCCCCACUGCAAACUGCAACUAGCAGAUUUAAACCUGACCUCCAGUGCCGUAUGUGUGGAGUUUACAUGUCCUCCAUGCGUCAUAAGUGAUAGGAGCAGAAUUGGGCCAUUCGGCCCAUCAAGUCAACUCCACCAUUCAAUUAUGGCUGAUCUAUCUCCCUCUCCUAACCUCAUUCUCCUGCCUUCUCCCCAUAACCCCUAUGUGGGUUUCCAUACUAUCAGGCCAUACUAUUUCCUCUGCCUUUCCAAAGACAUGCGGGUCGGUAGGUUAAUUGACCGCGGUAGAUUGCCCCUGGUGUGUAGGUGAGUGGUGAAUGGGGGCUGCUGAUGGGAAUAGCUUAUGAGGACAUGAGGAGAGAGAAAGUAGAUUUAGUGGAGUUGGGAGCCUGGUGGAUAGCAUUGACUCAAUAGGCCGAAGGGUCUCUUUCCAUGCUGCAUGACUAGAUGUAAAGUUGUUAUAAUAUGCUGUUGCAAUAGUGAACCUCUGGAAGUAAUGAUGCUCUCUCUGCCGCCCUGCCUGCAGACAACAGUGUGAGAAAGAAGCUCUGCCUGACACCAAUGAGUGAGGUUGUGCCUGAUUGACUGAUUAGACUUGCACCCAGAUCAAUAGAUGUUUCCCCCUUCAACCCCCACUCUGAUUGAUGCUGAUGCUGGAAUCUGCUUUAUCAUGCUGAAUGUCGACACAGGAACUGCAGAUGCUGGUUUACCAGAAAGGCACAAAGUGCUGGAAUAACUCAAAGGAUCAGGCAGCAUCUCUGGAGAACAUGGAUAGGUGACGUUUCGGGUCGGUACGCUCUGACAGUCUGAAGAGGGUCUCGACUUGAAACGUCACCUACCCAUGUUCUCCGGGGAUAUUGCCUGACCUGUUGAGUUACUCCAGCACUCUGUGUCUUAUCAUGCUGAAUUAUAGGUUUAAGGUCACAUUCCAAUGUUACAGUGCAGGGUUCAAUGCUGACUUUUGGAAGAUUGUUAAGCCAGGGUCUUGUAUGCUUUUCACGUGGACAUGGAUAGAAGCCGAGCAGCACAUUCUCUCAAUAUCCUCCAAAUAAGACCACCAACCUGUUCACUGGUCAGUGAAAUCCUUGCUGUUUGUGGGCAUACUGCACAGCGAAUAUCUAUCUACAUGAGAUGACCAACAGCUCCAGCGAAAAGGCUUUAACACGCCUCGAUGGUUGCGUGACCAUUGCAUAAAAUCAGGUGUCAUUCUGUUGUGCAUCAGUUCCCACAUCGACGCAUUAUUGAUCUUUGGUUCCAACAUCACAUUGAAACCUGUUACAAAGACUGGCUUCCAAAUUAGACCCAAUCAAACCUGUCUUUAGUGCUUCUGUCAUCAUAACACAAGUUUUGCGUCGGGUUUCAGGUGUUUGUACCCAUUUAUUGGUAAAGUAUCAUCUGUCUAGAAAUUGGACAGGGCGCUUCCUAUCACAACUCACCCCUUGCAGUUUACAUUUCCUGCAUGCUUUGCACAUGCAUAUCAUCAACAUGUCCAUUUGAAUUGCCUAAUGACAGAGCACGAGACUGCAAAUUAUGGUCUCAGAAACACAGAAACACAGAAAUUAGGUGCGGGAGUAGGCCAUUCGGCCCUUCGAGCCUGCACCGCCAUUCAAUAUGAUCAUGGCUGAUCAUCCAACUCAGUAUCCCUGCCCUGCCUUCUCUCCAUACCCUCUGAUCACCUUAGCCACAAGGGCCACAUCUAACUCCCUCUUAAAUAUAGCCAAUGAACUGGUCUCGACUACCCUCUGUGGCAGAGUGUUCCAGAGAUUCACCACUCUCUGUGUGAAAAAAGUGUGUUUGUGUUUAUCUUCAUGGGAUAAACCAUGGUGUCCCCAUGCGGGAAGUGGUGGAAUAUUCACAAUGCAAAAAAAACCCUGACAUUACCUUAACAUAGAAAAGACUUCUCCACCUAUUUUGAUCAAUGCAUUGGAUUUGGCAGUUCUCUGUGAAGUUGGAAGGACCUGUGAACCGAGAACAUAUCAGUGAUCGGUGGCAUUGGGAUCAGCUAGACUCAUGGGGCAUCGUCGGGUGAGGUGGGUAGGUGUCUGACCAGUAAUUCCUCCUCAUAUCCUUUCCAAAAGUGCAAUACAUUCUUUGUGUUUCCAGGCAUGCUAUACCUGACCAUGAAGCACUCACAACUCACCAUGCGAUGGGCAGAAAAUAAUGUACCAUCUCUCACCUUGAUAAAAUGAAACCCAAAUAAACCACGCACACACCAUCCUGACUUGUAACUAUCCCGCUGUUCCUUCACUGUCACUGGGUCCAAAUCCUGGAAUUCCCUGCCUAACAACACAAGGAUAUUGCCAGGAUUAGAUGGUCUGAGCUACAGGUAUAGGGAGAGGCUUAGUAGGCUGGGAUUCUAUUCCUUGAAGUGUAGAAAGAUGAGGGAUGAUCUUAUAGAGGUGUUUAAGGAAUAGAUCGGGUAGAUGCACAUGUGAGGAAUAGAUUGGGUAGAUGCACAGAGUCUCUAGCCCAGCGUAGGUAAAUCGAGGACCAGGGGACAUGGGUUUAAGGUGAAGGGGAAAAGAUUGAAUAGGAAUCUGAGGGUAGAUUUUUCGCACAUAGGGUGGUGGGUGUACAUAACAAGCUGCCAGAGGAAGUAGUUGAGGCAGGGACUAUCCCAACAUUUAAGAAACAGUUAGACAGGUACAUGGAUAGGACAGGUUUGGAGGGAUAUGGGCAAAACGCAGGCAGGUGGGAGUUUGGGUAGGGCUAGUGUAGCUGACCGAUGUGGGCAAGUUGGGUCGAAGGGCCUGUUUCCACACUGUAUCACUCUAUGACUAGGCCAAAUAUAUAUAUAUACUGUAUACAUCACAUUAAAAUAACAUAUAACAUUUACUAGCUCAGAUGGUAAUACAGUUUCUAAUCUAUAAAACAAAGACUGCAAUGGUUCAAGAAAUCCUCAUCACCACUUUAUCAAGGGUAAUGAGAGAUGUCAACAAAUGCUGGUAUCGCUACUGAUGCAGUCAUUUAAAACAAAACAUUAUUACAAAAGCAAAGAAUGAGGCCAUUCACUCCAUCAUCUUCAUGACAGCUCGUUAGGCCUAGCUCAUGACUCAUCCCUUUCCACUGAACCUCUCGAGUAUUUUAUUCUUAAGCACAUAUUCAAUUUUCUGCCUUGAAAAGAUUAUUGUGUUGAAAUUGAAAAAUUCAUUCCACGCAGUGUCUGUAGUGCAGAUGCCAAGAACCAACUGAAAGUCACAAUUUUUAUUCUAAUAAUUACACUCUGACAAGAAAUAUCCCUCUCCAAAGUAAUAAUAAGAGUCAUUUAUCAUUCAUGACCCAUUAAUAUUUAUCAGACGCCGUCUAACCGUAAACAUCGUCAAAUGUUUUUCAUCCUGUGAACUCUGGAUUGUCAGUGCGUUCAGUCUGUUUACCGAUUGUUUCCGCAGCCUGUCAGCUACUGAAUACUAAAACGGUAAACCAUCUUUAGAAUGCUCAGCGGGAACAGUCAGCAGUUGGAAGAGAAUCAAAGCCGAGUGGUUUUGGGUGUGAAUCCUUUUCCAGAACUGCAUCCAAACCUUUCUUGUCAUCUUUCCAUCUGCCUUUGUAGAAAUUAGAGCCUUUAUAUCACACUUGCCACAACGCCAAAAACAUUCCAGUCGACUGAUUUAUUUACUCCUGAGAUGUGGAUAAACCAAAUGUUUUUUUUUUAUGCCUCGUUGUCACCUUCACCUCAGCCAACAAUGAACUAUUCUACAUUUACUUGCUUUGACCUGACCUUCUCACACCUUACCCUUCCAUAUCUCCAGUUUGCCUCUCCCCUGACUCUCAGUCUGAAGA